Messenger RNA from Aethalodelphis obliquidens (Pacific white-sided dolphin), 3888 nucleotides. It is a transcript of the gene MED30, whose product is annotated as mediator complex subunit 30. Gene Ontology annotation, cellular component: mediator complex. NCBI's taxonomy places the organism in Eukaryota, Metazoa, Chordata, Mammalia, Artiodactyla, Delphinidae. Gene Ontology annotation, biological process: positive regulation of DNA-templated transcription. Bases 149 to 652 code for a protein of 167 amino acids. The record is from RefSeq and is a predicted model, not a curated record. The transcript is spliced from 5 exons. Gene Ontology annotation, molecular function: transcription coregulator activity.
ACGUCACCGUGGCGGAAGUCACGGCAGCUGUGUUGAAAUCGUAUCGCCCGGUCUUAGAAGCUUCUGCUCACGCCGAGGCCAGCGACGGUCGGGCGGACCCCCUGACGCCUACUCUGCAGCCCUGCUGACCUGACGCCGCUGCCACGCCAUGUCCACCCCUCCGUUGGCUGCGUCAGGGAUGGCGCCCGGGCCCUUCGCCGGGCCCCAAGCCCAGCAGGCGGCCCGGGAGGUUAACACCGCAUCGCUCUGCCGGAUCGGGCAGGAGACGGUUCAGGACAUCGUGUACCGCACCAUGGAGAUCUUCCAGCUCCUGAGGAACAUGCAGCUGCCAAACGGUGUCACUUACCAUACUGGAACAUAUCAAGACCGGUUAGCAAAGCUCCAGGAUCAUCUUCGCCAACUCUCUAUUCUCUUCAGGAAGCUGCGAUUGGUCUAUGAUAAAUGCAAUGAAAACUGCGGAGGGAUGGAUCCCAUUCCAGUAGAGCAACUUAUUCCAUACGUGGAAGACGAUGGCUCAAAGAAUGAUGACCGGGCCGGCCCACCUCGUUUUGCUAGUGAAGAGAGGCGAGAAAUUGCUGAAGUCAAUAAAAUGGAGGCUCUAAAAGAUCUGGGCUAUUCCAUUUCUUCAGAGGAGAAUCUUCCAGUGCCCUAAAUAGAGUGUAGUCUCAUGUCUUCUUGCCGUCUGCUGUGCUGGUGGCACUGAAUCCCCAGCUGUUCUGGUUCAAUUUCACAGGAAACAAACCUCUCGCUCCCUGAAACGUGGGACAGGACGCGGGAGAGGGUACUCAGUCCCCCGUUGGUGAGAAGUGGGAGUGAGCACCUGGGCUCUCGCGCAUCCCUGUAGCUGUUUCCCUCCAGUUUCUGUCCCCGGGGCCUCACGUGCUGACUUUGCGAUGGCACCUGUCUCCAGGUCUCCGUGGCGGAUCAGCCCGUUCUCACUGGCAUCCUUCCUGCAUCUAUCUGGGUUGUACAGUAGUUUCCUCCCAUGUCAUUUAUUGCUCCCCUUCUACUUUUCAUUCUUAACAUGUGCCACCUGACAUCUACUGUUGUCUCCUUUCUGAUCAUUUUUCUCCACAUGGAUUUAUAUAGCUUUUUCAUUCCUCUCCUGCCAUUUUAUUAGGGUUUGAGAAAAAAGAAAAGAUAAACACAUGUGUUUAGUCCACAGUGUUUAUCUGCAACAGGCUUACUUCAAUGAACAAAGUAGUAUUUCUGAACGUUCAUCUAUUUAUGGAAUAAAAGCCCAUAUUUUAAAUUCUGUGUUCCCAUUUAUACUUCAGGCAUUUGAGAACUCGUUUUGAUUUUGAAUAAACCAUUUGAAUCUGUUGAAUUUGCUGUUGUACAUACUUCUAACUUUGGCAUAAAACUUGUUUUAGUUAACAUAGUAUUGAACUGAAGAUUAUUACAAAGAGGAAAGAAUCCAUUACAUGUUUUAAAUUAAACAGAUUUAAAGCUUAGCCCUAUAUUUCCAUGGGAAUUUUUUUUUAAGAGAAUUUAGAGAGAAACUAUCUUCUCUUGAAUGGCAGAGGAAGUAUUCAUUUGAUUGGCCUCAUGGCUCUCUCUUACUUCCUGGGAAUUGUUACUGUAAUUUGAGACAGUACUGGAGAAUUAAGCAGUAAACAGAAACCAGAAAAAAAAAAAAGAGGGAGAGGACUAAGAUUUGGUUAACUCAAAUUGAAAUUCCCCUAAAAAAGGCAGAAGAAAAUAAAGUUAACAGCUGAAAACCAAAGUGGACUUUUUGACCCAAAGAGAUUUUUGACUCAUUCCUUAAAUAAAACAUCAUAAAUGUGAAUUGAAUAUAAUACAUAUUCUGACUGUUAACCAAGUUAUGUUAUGUAUAAUUAGUGGUACUAAGGUAUUUUAUUUUUUCUUUUCCCCUACUUCUUCCAACUUUGUACCUCCCUUCUAGAAUAUAAGAUUAAAAUAUAAUUGAAAAAUUUUAAAACACUGAGUAAACUCAUGAUAAAUUGAUAUAUAUUUUUCUGCCUUAAUGGCACACAUACCUGAGUGUUUCUGUGAAAAAUAUGUUUAUUUUAAAUAGCCACCUUCAGAUGGUAAAAUGUUGGCCUAAUUACAUAGUCACACAGAUGCUAUUAAAAGUAGUUUAAAUUAACUGAGUUAAUUUUUCAACUGCAGUUGACCCCUGAACAACACAGGUUUGAACUGUGCAGAUCCACUCAUAUGCAGAUUUUUUUCAAUAAAAUACUCCAGUACUACACAAUAUGCAGUUGACUGAAUCUGCAGAAGCAGAACCAUGGAUACAGAGGGCAGACUGUGGGACUUGAGCAUCCUCAGAUUUUGGUACUGCAGCAGGUCCUGGAAGCAGUCCCCCACGGUGUUUAAGGGUCAGCUGAGUAUCACUGUAUACUUGAGAUUGUACAGAACAUAUUGAUGGUCAGUCUGGUUUCUAACAACAUAUAUAUCACUGAUGUCUACCAUAGUGGCAUGAAACUUUGGGGCAUAAAAUUUGUAAUCAGUAUUUGAUAUAAAUCAUCAGAUGAAGAAUGGCCUAAUUUUAAUAGUCAAAUUUUUGGCUUUUUAAAAUACUUCAUUUUCUUUUCAUAUGUGCUUGAAUCCAUAAGCCUUAAUACCCAAGUAAAGGAUGAACACUUGUCUGAGACUAUAUUUUAAGGAUAUCAGAAUGAGUUCUAUUUUGCUUAAAAGUAUUCUGUUAAUGGUAAAAUGAAACUGAAAGAGAUAUGUGGGUAGUUUUUACAGAGUUGACAUAUAAUUGAGUUCAAGCUAGAAGUUAAAGCAUUUUUGACCAAUUGUCACAGCCUCUGUAUGAAUAGUAAAUUGUAUGAAUAGUAAAUUACAUGGUAUGACUUAGCAUAAACAUAUUUUUUUAAGUAUCUACUCUACUUACACAUUCACCUGUUAAUGUAACAAAUUAGGCACAGAUGAUGGAUUUUGAUAACAGCAGCUGUCAGCCUCUGUUAAAAUCAAUCAGUGGCAAGAUUGUAUAUAUUAAAUCCUGUAUCAUGUCAGGAAAAUUUAUUUACAGUUUAACCACUAAUAAGCAUAACUGCCAGCUUUGCUGUUGAUAUUUUCAUGAUGUGUUUUGGCUCUAGGUAUUUUACUUGUAGGCUAAUUCUUUUCAGUUAAAACUUUGUGGCCUCUUUGAGACAAACUGUCCAAAUGCCUUAUGACAUAUCAUACUUAAAAAAAGUUUUACUAUUCCCUAGAGUUGAAUAUUACCUUGAAAAUUUCCCACAUUUUUUAGUUCUCUUACUUUAAGAGUUAAUGACGCUAAAUUUUUUAAAUGAGUAUAUCAGAAUUUAUAUUUCCAAAUGAGUAUUCUUGAAAGUAGCAUUUAUUCCAGUGAUGUAACCAUUGUGGGAGCCAUCUGUAACCUCUGUUUGGAUAUUGAUUUGAAAGUCUGUUUCUAACCACUCAAGAAUAUAAUUUUAUUACUUCUAGUUACUCCUUAAUUUAUACUGAAAAUGUGAUCACUAAGCUUCAUUCACCAGACUUGGCCUUUGAAUGGUCUUCAACUGUUUCAAAACUUAAAUACCUCCUUUCUCCUUUUCCAUGGAUACAGAUUUGUCACUAUUGAAGUUAUUUAGGAGAACCCAUCGCACACAUCUGCCCAGUUAACCUUUUUCAUUGCAGUUUAAAUCAUAUUUCUUCUUCUUCAAGAAUUUUAAUGGAUCCCCAUUAUCUACUAACAAGACCAAAUUUAUCCUUCCUUCCACUUUUUGCUCACCACCAACUUUUCUAGACCCCAAACAAAAAUAUUUUCCUUGUUUGCUGACCCUACCAGUUGGGGUUCCACAGCAUCUGAUAUUUUUCCCCUGCCAUCUGCCUUAACCAGGUUAUGGUCUAGUCGUUUGGGCAGUAGCUUCUUCCUACUUCAUGUGGAGUUUCUUCAAGGCAACGGACCGUUUCUUA